Molecule: messenger RNA, 653 nt
Organism: Pelobates fuscus (common spadefoot toad)
Lineage: Eukaryota; Metazoa; Chordata; Amphibia; Anura; Pelobatidae
Gene: RPS10
Product: ribosomal protein S10
Exons: 6
Coding region: 104-604 (166 amino acids)
Cellular component (GO): cytosolic small ribosomal subunit
Molecular function (GO): RNA binding; structural constituent of ribosome
Source: RefSeq, a predicted model, not a curated record
UGCUCUAGACAGCUUAUUUGGGGUCCUGCCUGCUGAAGGGAAAUCCGGUCGCUCUGCGCAUGCUCCUUCCUUUCCUGCUCAGGCCGCCUAACGAACCGCCGAGAUGUUGAUGCCCAAAAAGGAUCGUAUUGCCAUCUAUGAGCUCCUGUUUAAGGAAGGAGUAAUGGUGGCCAAGAAGGAUGUUCAUAUGCCAAAGCAUCCUGAGCUGGCUGACAAGAAUGUACCCAAUCUUCACGUUAUGAAAGCUAUGCAGUCUUUGAAGUCUCGUGGCUAUGUAAAGGAGCAGUUUGCUUGGCGUCAUUUCUACUGGUAUCUGACCAAUGAAGGUAUCCAAUAUUUGCGUGAUUUCUUGCAUCUGCCCCCAGAGAUUGUUCCUGCAACAUUGAGAAGAAGUCGUCCUGAAACUGGCCGACCCAGGCCUAAAGGUCUAGAAGGCGAGAGACCCGCCAGAUUGUCCCGUGGUGAGACUGACAGAGAUACAUACAGACGUAGUGCUGCUCCACCUGGGGCAGAUAAGAAGGCAGAGGCUGGUGCUGGAGCAGCAACAGAAUUUCAGUUUAGAGGAGGAUUUGGACGUGGUCGUGGACAGCAGCCCCCACAGUGAAACUGAUUACUUUCUUUUGUGAAUAAUAAACCUUUUGUGAACAACACAA